This is a messenger RNA of Beta vulgaris subsp. vulgaris (sugar beet), 1155 nucleotides long. RefSeq names its product upstream activation factor subunit UAF30. Lineage: Eukaryota; Viridiplantae; Streptophyta; Magnoliopsida; Caryophyllales; Amaranthaceae. Gene Ontology annotation, cellular component: nucleus. The coding region runs from base 263 to 565 and encodes 100 amino acids. The record is from RefSeq and is a predicted model, not a curated record. The transcript is spliced from 4 exons.
UUGUUGGUAAGAGAUUGGCUUUUCUAUUAUAUGGGAUAAUAGAACCCUAGUUUUUAUAAUCUAUUGUGAACACUCUAUUUAGAUACAUUUCUACUUGCAAACAAAAAAUCUUAAACUACAUUUCCAUCCAAAAUCAUUCAAUCAUCAAUUCAUCACACACAAUUUGGGAUUUCCAGGAGAAAAUUCCGCGCAAAUUGAACUUUUCGACGAGCUCAGAAAUUCGUAUCUUCCAUAAAUUGAAGGUUUGUUUCGAAGUUUGAAAAUGCUGCCACCACGAAUAAAAAAGAGUUUCAUAGAAAAUCCGAAGAAACUUGCGAAUUUGAUUGACCUAGUAAAUCUUCCAUCAACAUUGCGAGAUUUUGUGGGUCAAUCUCAGAUUUCUCGAUUGGGAUGUUUCAUGCGUGUUUGGUCUUACAUCAAAACAAAUAAUCUUCAGGAUCCACAAAACAAAAAUAUUGUCAAUUGUGAUGACAAGUUGAAAAGUAUUUUGCUCGGAAAAUCAAAGGUGGAUCUAGCUGAGCUUCCUGCGUUGAUAAAAUUGCAUUUCCCAAAGGAGCCGAAGUGAUGUGCACCCUCAAGUCAAGAUGAGGAGGAAGAAGCUGAUGGAUGCUGCUUCCAUGUCUACUCGUGAAUGACCCAAUGCUAAGAGUGAUGACGUUAAUAGUCUACAUAGUUAUCAACUAAUUUUGAGGACAUUGCUUAUAGAGAUGUUAAAUGGUAGCUUUGUACACCUAUGUUAUAUGUACCAUGAGGGAGUAAUGUUGAACCCCCUCCAGAAUUCAUAAUCGAUCCCUGGAAUUGGAAUCCGAGGCACUUUCCUUAACUCUGUUGAAAGUAUUGCUCCCUUGAGUGUUUUUUUCCAAAAGGCUAAGGGAAGGCUGAAAGGGACCAGGCUCACCAGAAGGUGAUUGAUGAUAUUAUGGAGCCGCGAACCACUAGAUUGUUUUUUUGGCGACGGAGCGCGAACCCGUAGAUACAAAGACGUAUGCCUGUCAUCACAAUUGUGCGUAUUGAGCCAGGGAAAUGGUCCUUUAGGCCCGUUGUCCAUGUUAAAUGCCAAGUGGAUUCUACAUGAAAACAUUAUUCAAUUAAUGUUCAAUUCACUUUUCGCAAUUAUUAAUUCGGUUCGCAAUAAAAUGUCAUAUGUUAUGCAUA